AUGGGUACUGCCGUAGUUAAUGCUGGCCCUGCAGUCUAUAUAACCAACUCGGGUCCACUGUCCAUCCAGGCAGAACUUUAUUCUGUGAUGUUCUCAACAAUACACAGGCUAAUCAACUCUGGUUUAGUAAAUGAUAAUGGUACGCGGCUGCACCAACUGCAAGUUGGCACACAAAUGAUAGGAGGAGGACAACCACCAAACAUGUUACGAGUUAGAUACACCAGAUACUUUCUUAGACCCAUAGUUGCCACAGCUGAUCAAACUGAAGCUCAAGUGCCACCAGGAAGUGGCGUACCAACGGAAGUUAGCCAACUUUUGAGAAGUAUGUUCCUCAGUGGUGAAGUUCAAGCUGCUACACCUGCAGGUGCAACUGUUGACAACGUCGUUGACAACGCAAGGAUAUUAGGUGUAUCUUCUGGACCAUCAAUUAUAGAACCUGGAAGUGCUCAUGAAUCAGCUGGUGAACCUGCUAAUGAAGAUGUUGGGACCUCUCAUCGACGAACAGCUGAUUUUGCUGAAAGCACAUCACAUGUGAAACGACAAAGGGUGCUGAACAUGCUUAUUGAUUUAGUAUAUCUUCCUGAUAAAAAGUUUUUGGUUGCUAUUUUUGACACAGAUGGAGUGAUGCCAUUGUUGUGGGAGCGUAUUUUGUUGUAG
Messenger RNA from Nicotiana attenuata, 657 nucleotides. RefSeq lists its product as uncharacterized. The record is from RefSeq and is a predicted model, not a curated record. The coding region runs from base 1 to 657 and encodes 218 amino acids. Lineage: Eukaryota; Viridiplantae; Streptophyta; Magnoliopsida; Solanales; Solanaceae. The transcript is spliced from 6 exons.